Molecule: messenger RNA, 1366 nt
Organism: Cantharellus anzutake
Lineage: Eukaryota; Fungi; Basidiomycota; Agaricomycetes; Cantharellales; Hydnaceae
Exons: 7
Source: RefSeq, a predicted model, not a curated record
AUUUACUUGAUGAAUACAAAUAUUUAACUGGAUUUAUUGGAGGCGGAUGGACCAACGAUUGGAUACAUACAUUAAUCUUAUAUUUCUCGCGAAACUCACGGACCGUAUACCCAUCAUCGCUCCUUUCGUACCAACACACGUAGGGAAAAUUAAUGACGCAGGGCUUCCACCCUUUGGCGAUGUUUUCGAUAUUCCUCGACUUGCAGAGGCCAUCCAUCUUCCCGUACUUGAAUGGCGCGAUGUCAAAUUACCAGCUGAACCCGACCAGGAACCGGAGACCAUUGGUGGAUGGACAGCAUGGGCCCGCUGGGAUAUGUUUCGGGGAGGACUCCCGCGUCCGAACAGUGUCGAAAGGACCCUUGGUCUUGAGGUCUCCUAUACGAAUAUCCCCUAUACUGCUACGAUGCGUGACAGGCUCAGGGUUCCAGAUGGGGUGCACGUUCUCCUCAUGGAGCUCAUGAAAUUGUCGUACCACUCUGAAGUCGUUCGGGCAACUCAUAAUGAACAGAACUUCGAGUCAGACGGAGUUCUUAAAGUCAAACUUCCCCCGGACGAACAUAUCAUGACGUUCGACUUUCUGUACUUUGCGACCCUGACGAUCGAUUUCGAGUGGGCCGGACCUUGGUUUCUUCCCUGGAACAUGAUUGGCACGCAUUGUCAUUGGCACCCUACCAUUGAACAGUUAGCACAGCAGUACUUGAUGCGCCUAUUCGUGGUAGACAGUCGGGAAGACAUACCUGCAUACAUUGCCAUCCAUGCUCGCCGGAAGGACUUUGAUGGUCAAUGCCAUGGUAGACCUAAAGAGGAAUGUUUUGCUCCUUUAUCGGCUUUCGAGAAACGAGUGGAGGAAAUUCGAUAUGAACUUGGCAUGCGAUCUGAAUUUCAAGAACCAGGAUCGGAUAUUGCCAGCAUCCCUGUUAUCAUGACGAGUGAUGAGACGGAUCAGUCUUUUUGGGAUGGUGUGAGAGGAUAUGGGUGGAAGAUGAUUGAUCAUAGUCCGAAUGGAGAGGAUACCGCUGCCAAGCAUGGUCCAUGGUAUCCCCAUGGGCAUGGCUUCGUUGGGACCGCAGGUUCGACCAUGUCGAUAAUAGCUUCUCGGAGGGUGGAAGAUUGGCAAGGCGGAGUAUCGAGGGAAGUCGCUUGGGGUGGAGAGGGAGCAGAUGAUCACGAACCACAGUUGACUGGUUAUCGUGAGAAUCAAGCUCGAUUUACAUAGUCAUUUUUCCUUGCUUGCUUUGCACAUGUACAGAUUCCCUUCCUCUUUUCUUUUUGCAUUUUCUUCGGAACUGCGUUCAUUGUUGGACGUUCAGGAAAAUCAUUGCUGUAUUUAUAUCUGUUGAUUUCGAAGUGGACAACUUGCUUUGCG